Molecule: messenger RNA, 657 nt
Organism: Cinclus cinclus
Lineage: Eukaryota; Metazoa; Chordata; Aves; Passeriformes; Cinclidae
Gene: CKS2
Product: CDC28 protein kinase regulatory subunit 2
Exons: 3
Coding region: 108-347 (79 amino acids)
Biological process (GO): regulation of mitotic cell cycle
Cellular component (GO): SCF ubiquitin ligase complex; cyclin-dependent protein kinase holoenzyme complex
Molecular function (GO): histone binding; protein kinase binding; cyclin-dependent protein serine/threonine kinase activator activity
Source: RefSeq, a predicted model, not a curated record
GUUAGUGCGCGAGGUGUCCAAGAGGGGGGAACCAGAGGUCGCCGCUCCCAGCCUGUGCCGCCGCUCCCAGCCUGUGCCGCCGCUCCCAGCCUGUGCCGCCGCCCGCCAUGGCUCACAAACAAAUCUACUAUUCCGAUAAGUACUCCGACGAGCAGUACGAGUACCGACAUGUGAUGCUGCCACGAGAACUUUCAAAACAAGUGCCAAAAUCUCAUCUGAUGUCUGAAGAAGAGUGGAGACGACUUGGUGUUCAGCAGAGUCUUGGCUGGGUUCACUAUAUGAUCCAUGAGCCAGAACCACAUAUUCUGCUCUUCAGAAGACCUCUUCCAAAGGAUGAGCAGAAAUAAGCCACUGCCUCUUGAAUCUUCUGGAACUAUGUAUAUGAGUGUAUAUAUGUUGGUAGUAUUCAGUGAAUACUUUAAAUUUACAAAAACAUACAUCCAAACCUGUGCAUGAGCUGUAUUAUUCACAGCAACAAAGCUCAGUCAAAUGCAAUUCCAAGCAGGCUGCUAUGAUGUUCAAAGAGUGAUGACUAUCUUUUAAUGUGCCUCUCUGACUUGUGUUGAUGUUUGCAUUGCAUGUUCUGAUUAGCUUAUGGCUUGUUAAUGUUCUGUAACUUUUGCACUCAUGAUUCCUGCUGCAGUAUAGUAUGUUCAA